Molecule: messenger RNA, 5441 nt
Organism: Salvelinus fontinalis (brook trout)
Lineage: Eukaryota; Metazoa; Chordata; Actinopteri; Salmoniformes; Salmonidae
Product: polypeptide N-acetylgalactosaminyltransferase 13
Exons: 12
Coding region: 616-2328 (570 amino acids)
Cellular component (GO): Golgi apparatus
Source: RefSeq, a predicted model, not a curated record
GCAACCAAUUACGGAUGAGAAAAAGGACUAUUGCCUCUAUAGUUUUCAUGGUAGAUUGCACCAGAACGCAUCGCCUGUCCGUUAUCCCGUUAUACAUUAUUCUUUCCGAGAACAGGUGGAUACAAAGACAUAUCAUUUUGUGCUGCAUAGAAUGUUAGAGAUUACAGGGAAACUUGUUUAGGCUACAUUAUAUCGGUAGGCUACGUGUCGCGUCGGGACGACUGCAGUACAUUCUGAAGACGGACUAGCAAAGAGUAUAGGUAUCAAGCAAUAAAGAUUGCCAACCAGCAACAUCAUCGGGACGUAAAAUUAUGCUCUUCGUUCAGAUACAGGUUUUCCGUCUGCGGAACAUUUGGAUUGAUAGUUUGAUUUACCAUUUAAACCAUUCAAAAAUGAUUAGUGAAUUACAUUAGUGCUGUUAACCCUAUGCAACACGUUGCUGGCAAGCGAGACAUCAUUGUGCCAUUAAUUGAUUACAAUAAGACAUAUUUUCUUGGGAUGACAUCCCGGUGUGUCUCCCCUCCGUUACCUUGUUUAGUCUCCAGAGUUCGUGCUUUCUGUCAGGGGCCAGCCUGCUGAUUCUUCUCUGCCACCACGUCACGUCACCGGGGGCCGAUGCGGCGUUUCGUAUACUGUAAGGUGGUGUUGACCACCUCGCUCGUCUGGGUCCUGGUGGAUGUCUUCCUGCUGCUCUACUUCAGUGAAUGUAACAAAUGUGACGACAGGAAGGACCACUCACUGCUGCCUGCUCUCAGAGUCAUGUCGCGAGCCCACGAGGGCCCAGGGGAGAUGGGGAAAGCGGUGGUUAUCGCAAAGGACGAGCAAGAGAAAAUGAAGGAGCUCUUUAAGAUUAACCAGUUCAAUCUGAUGGCCAGCGACAUGAUUGCUCUCAACAGGAGUCUGCCGGACGUGAGACUGGACGGUUGCAAGACGAAGGUGUACGCGGACGAUCUCCCCAACACCAGUAUAGUGAUCGUGUUCCACAACGAGGCGUGGAGCACCCUGCUCCGCACCGUCCACAGUGUCAUCAACCGCUCGCCACGCCACCUGCUGCAGGAGAUCCUGCUGGUGGACGACGCCAGUGAGAGAGACUUCUUGGGAAAGAAGCUAGAGAACUAUGCUCGGACCCUGGAGGUUCCCGUGCGGGUCCUGCGGAUGGAGCAGCGAACGGGGCUGAUCCGGGCCAGGCUGAGGGGGGCAGCUGCCACGCGGGGACAGGUCAUCACCUUCCUGGACGCCCACUGUGAAUGCACAGUGGGCUGGCUGGAGCCUCUGCUGGCCAGGAUCAAAGAGGACCGGAGAUCUGUGGUAUGUCCUAUAAUCGAUGUGAUCAGCGACGAGACGUUUGAAUACAUGGCAGGCUCAGACAUGACCUACGGAGGAUUCAACUGGAAGCUGAAUUUCCGUUGGUACCCCGUGCCUCAGAGAGAGAUGGACAGGCGCAAAGGGGACAGGACAUUACCACUCAGAACCCCUACUAUGGCUGGAGGGUUAUUCUCUAUUGAUCGGACAUAUUUUGAAGAAAUUGGCACAUACGAUCCAGGGAUGGACAUUUGGGGCGGAGAGAACUUGGAGAUGUCUUUCAGGAUCUGGCAGUGUGGCGGCUCGCUGGAGAUUAUAACAUGUUCCCACGUGGGUCAUGUGUUCCGGAAGGCCACCCCUUACAGCUUCCCUGGGGGCACGGGCCAAGUCAUCAACAAGAACAACAGGCGAUUGGCCGAGGUGUGGAUGGACGGCUUCAAAGACUUCUUCUACAUCAUAUCACCAGGUGUGGCCCGGGUGGACUAUGGAGAUGUGUCCUCUCGUAAGACCCUACGUGAAGUUCUGCAGUGCAAACCCUUCUCCUGGUACCUGGAGAACAUCUACCCCGACUCUCAGAUCCCCAGGAGAUACUACUCACUUGGUGAAAUCAGAAAUGUUGAAACAAACCAGUGUGUGGACAACAUGGGCAGAAAGGAGAACGAGAAGGUUGGCUUCUUCAACUGCCAUGGCAUGGGUGGGAACCAGGUGUUCUCGUACACGGCUGAUAAGGAGAUCCGGACAGAUGACCUAUGUCUGGACGUGUCUCGUCCCCAUGGCCCUGUGGUCAUGCUGAAGUGUCAUCAAAUGAAGGGGAAUCAGAUGUUUGAGUAUGACGCGGAGAAGCACACGUUCCUCCACAUCAUCACCCAGUCGUGUCUGACCAUCAGCAGGCUGGAGGACGGUACUUGGGGCCCCACGGUGGAGUACUGUAAUAGUAGCCCCUUGCAAGCAUGGGUCAUGAGGAACUUCACCCGGCUGGAGGUGUUUAGGAAGCUGUACUACAGCCCCACUGAUUACUUUCUGUAGGGGCUGUCUUCCUGCAUGGGUCACCGCAGGUCAGUAUUGUACUACCAGACCUAGUGGAGGUCUUAGUGUGUAGUAGUCUAGUGCGUAGUGGUCUAGUGUGCCAAUAAAAUUAGCCCGUCCUGCUAUAUCUCUGCUCACCAGCCAUUACUGGUGUAGUUGGCUAGUGUGUAGUCGUCUAGUCUAGUGGGUAGUGUCUAGUCUGUAGAGCUGGAGUCGUGCGACUAUGUGGUGGAAUAGGCUGUCACGUUGCUUUAGUAAGCAGCUGUUUUACCUCACAGAGUGUUUGUUUUCAUUUCCUUUGCCUCAGCAUUUCCUUUGCCUCAGCCUUGACAUGUUCUUCUUGGAGCUUGAGCCGGUUGGGAUUCGGAACGUUUCUGUCGUUAGUCAAAGUGUGCCUUUCAAAGCAGUUUCAAGGGCAUUUAGUAGCAUUUACCACUGAUCUUUUGAUAUGAACGCUUAAUGACAGGAACACAGAGACACAUAAGGUGCUGUAUACACGGCACUAUCUGCAAGACCUUUAUCCAGCCUUCUUCUGCACCAAAUUAGAUCUCAUUUGACAUUUAUUUUCCUACAGUACAUUCAUAUUUUAUUUUGAUACAAAAAAAAAAAAAUCCCUGGCUGUAGCCCCUCAUACGGCGGUGCUCAUUAAAUGAGAGCCGAGGAGACAAGGUCGUUUUUAAUUUCAGCUGAUUAUCGAGCUAUUUGAUGGGCAGAUUGAAAUGGGCUCGCCUUUGUUUACAAGUUCUUUUGAAGUGAUCCCUCUUUCAUGGCGCUGGCCUCGGGAAAAUGGGGGCUGCAUUUUGAACACACGCCAUAACAGCUGUGUUCAGCUUGCAGCAUGUUCUCAUUGUCUGAGGACUGAAUUUCAAUCACCACUCCUCAUUUCCAUUUGACCUAUCAAUAUUCUAAAUCUAGUCUGGAUGCUCGCUGCAAGUAACUACAGUCUUCUGUUUAAUAUAUGUAGUGUAUUUCUAUUUGUCAUUCUCAUAACUUUAGCCAGUUACCUCUUUACAGUACCUCUGUAAUUCAUUGGAGUUUAUUUGUCUGUUAAACAGCCUGUGUCUGCCUGGUAAAGACCAUAUUCACGGCAGUGUGCUUUCCUUUUCAGACUAGUGUUGAUUAAAUUGGGUGAGUUGCGUUCAGGGUUAUUGCUCUUUGUAAAAGUGACGGUGCUCGAGCAGCCUGCUGUCAGAUGGCCUUAUUCCCUGUUCUGUUCCUACGGUGUUCACCGUCCUUCAGAGUAACACUGCAAGACACUCUCUGAACAAACAAUAUUGCGACCACCACCUCAAAUGCCACCCUAUUCCCUUUAUAGUGCACUAUUUUUGACCAAAGCUCUAUCAGGCCCUGGUCAAAAGUAGAGCACUAUAAAGGCAAUAAGAUGCCAUUUGGGAUUCGCACACAGUUUCCUAUCUGAUCGUCGCCUGCUCCCUCCAAUGGCAAAAUGCCAAGAAACAAAUGUCCAUUAAAUCUGUUGGUACGGUGUUGAUUUUCCGUUACAUGCCAGGCUCUGUUUUAAAGCGUAGUUAGUGUCAGCACAAACACACAUUUUAAAAGAGAUCCUGCAUCUGUCAGCGAGUCCGGUCGUCGACUCUUCCUUGUGAAGGACAAAGCGGAUAAAUGUUCUUCGCCCUGGGCCGACUCCUAGAAACUAUCUACAUUUAAUUAGCAGGUCUCAGCUGUGCACACACAUGGCACAGAGCUCAUGAGCCACUCGCUGGGACUGCCUCGGCUGUAAUGGGACUUUUUAUUGCCACUGAGGAGCAAUUAAAUAAUUAUGAGCAGAGGACGCAUCCCCUACAUUUCUGAUAUUUUCAUUAAAUAUGGAUUGGUUUUCCUCUGUUCUAUUUUCUUCAUGCUCUCUUUUCUGCACUGUGGAAUGGUGGGAUCUUGCAGUGAUGGCAAAAAUAGCACCUUUAUCAUUGCCCUGGCCAUGUCCUUAUGAUUAAUAAAUAAGCUUUAGUGUAGUGAAGGUUCAUAUUUGACCUUACCAUCAGGUACAGGACUAUAAUGGCAGAUAUUAUAAUUCUGGUUUGAUAAUGUCAUAAUAUUACUUUUGAGAACAUCAAGACAUGAAUAUGUUUUAUUCAUUUAAAAAAGCAGAACGUUGUAUUAUUAAUAGAUUUUUUUAAACCUUUGACUUAAGUGCACCAAAACCUGCCUGAGUGGUUUUACUGUAAUGCCGGGUCCAUCUCCUCUCCAGUGAAGUCAUUUUACACAGAGAGAACAAAGAGAAAGAUAGUGGCGAGUGUGUGUGUGUAACGGUCUGUGUGUGUGAGGUGCUCUGUAUGCAGGUAGAGUUUAUUUAGGUUUACCUCACGACCCAAAAACAAAACAUCUUGGUUUGUCCUACCCAUUCAAAACAUAAAGGCUGAAUACAGAACUGGAAACAUCCUCUAUAACUUCAGGAUAAUCAUUGCCUGAAAGUCAAAGACAAUAAUUGCUGCAAAGUCAAUAUAUUCAGCUACAGUAUGUGGACCGUUUUGACAUUUUUGAUUCAGUGGGUUCUUAGUCAUGACUAAAACCUUGCCUGAUUGCAACAAAGACAUUGCACCUGCGGUUUGCCAGCAGGUUACCGCUGGAUUUCUUAACACCCUACUAAAGGGAGAUUACAUAGUGCUCCGAGCUAAAAUAACCCUGGUUGCAAUGAAAAAGCAGCGGAAUAAAACUAGUAAACCAGCCGAUCUGACACUGUUACGGUGUCAAGCCGUCUUAAUACUAGACAGCGGUAAAGGCAUGGGAAAUUGUAAUUUUUCUGCGUUCACUACUCCCACCUCAAUGAAGAAACAUCCUAUCAGGAACAGCAAAAUCGAAAUAUGAAAAAGCAAAAUAGCAGAAUGUGACAUAUUACGAUGAUUUGACUGAUGAUAAAAUAAUUGAAGAUCAGCUUUUAGCACAUUGUAAAUUAAAGUAAUAUGGAUUGCAGAAAUGUGUGAUAACAGUUGAAAUAUAAUUUAAAAACCAGUUCAAAAUCCUCGUAAGACAUCACAGUAAAAUAGAAGGAUGUAUUGCAAAAGGAAUUAGUAAAAUGGUAGUGUACUGGGAAAGAUUGGUAGUCUGUGGACAUCUGAGGGUUGGAAUUGAGAUUGGAGUGAUUGAUUUGCCGAUACACU